AUGUCCAGGGACCGCCGGGCCGUGUUCCUGGGGGACAGGAACCCCCUCAAUGUGACGUUCCUGGCGCGGAACGUGGGCGAGGGGGGGGCCUACGAGGCCGAGCUGCACCUGCGCCCCCCCCCGGGCGCGCUCUACUCGGGGGUGCUGCGGCCCCACGGGAAUUUCUCGGCCCUGAGCUGCGAGCUGGGGGGGGGCAACGGCUCGAGCCCCCUGGUCUGCGACCUGGGCAACCCCAUGAAGGCGGGGGCCAGCAUCUGGGGGGGGCUGCGCUUCACCCUCCCCCACCUGAGCGACAACAGCAGCAGCGUCCGAUUCGAGCUGCAGAUCCGCAGCAAGAACGCCAACAACUCGCAGAGCGCCGUGGUGCCGGUGGCGCUGGCGGUGAGGGCGGCAACGAGGGUGUCGGUGCUGGGGGUGUCCCGGCCCGACGUUGUCACCAUCCCCGAGGGGGGGUGGGGACCCGACCCCCCCCAGCGGCUGCAGGACCUGGGGCCACCCGUGGAGCACGUCUACGAGGUGGUGAACGAGGGUCCCGGCGCCAUCAGCCAGGGCACGCUGGAGCUCAGCUGUCCCCUGGGCCACCGCGGCCACCCCCUGCUCUACGUCACCGGCCACGAGGGGCUGCACAACUGCACGGCCAGCCACGGCACCGACCCCCUCGGGCUGGAGCGGGAGCAGAGCCCGGGUCCCCACGUGCUGCAGCGCCGGGACACCGGGGACACCGGGGACACUGGGGACAGCCUGGUGUGUCCCGAGGCCGAGUGUUUCCGGCUGAGCUGCCGCUCGGGGGCGCUGGAGCGGCAGCAGCGCGUGACCCUGCGCCUGAGCUUCCGCAUCAGGAGCCCCCCCCCCAGACAGCGGGAGCUGUGGCCGCUGUCCCUGCGCUGUGACGCCGAGUUCCGCGUGCUGCAGCUGCCCUACAGAGUGCGGCCGGACAGCCACCCCCGCCACCGCCUGCAGGUGGUGACGGCGCUGUCGCGGUCCCGCCCCGAGGCGGGCGGGGGGGUCCCGGUGUGGGCGGUGGUCCUGGCCGUGCUCCUGGGGCUGCUCCUGCUCGGCCUCCUCUGCUACGGCCUCUACAAGCUGGGGUUCUUCAAGCGCUCGGGGCCCUACGGCACCGCCAUGGAGAAGGCGCAGCUGAAACCCCAGGCGGCCUCCGAGGCCUGAGGGGACCCCGCGGUGACAGCUGGGGACAGCCCGGGCUGGGGACCCUGCGGUGACAGGGACACCCCGUGCUGGGGACAUCCACGGCUGGGGACCCUGCGGUGACAGGGACACCCUGUCCCCGUGCUGGGGACACCCAUGGCUGGGGACAGCCCGGGCCGGGGACCCUGCGGUGACAGGGACACCCUGUCCCCAUGCUGGGGACACUCAUGGCUGGGGACAUCCACGGCUGGGGACACUCCAUGGCUUCAGGACAUCUCACAGCUUGGGGACAUCCCAUGGCCGGGGACCCUGCGGUGACAGGGACACCCUGUCCCCGUGCUGGGGACAUCCACGGCUGGGGACAUCCAUGACGUGGGGACACCCAUGACCAGGGACACCCUGUCCCCAUGCUGGGGACAUCCAUGGCUGGGGACACUCCAUGACGUGGGGACACCCCAUGGCUUCAGGACAUCCCCAUGGCUUGGGGACACCCACGGCUUGGGGACAUCUCACAGCUUGGGGACACCCCCACACUUGGGGACACCCCAUGGCUUGGGGACCCCCGCAAGGACAAUGUCACCUGCACAGCUGGGGACCCUACAAGGACAAUGUCACCUGCACCGCAAGGACGAUGUCACCUGCACCAGCGGUGUCACCUGCACGGCCAAUGUCACCUGCAUGGCCAGGGAUGUCCCCAGUGCUGGGGACCCCACACUGCCAAUGUCACCUGCAUGGCCAAUGUCACCCACGUCGGUGACAUCCCCCGCUCCACGCCCCCGGCUGGGGACACGCACGGCGCCCACCCCCACACACAGAACUGUCACCGGGCUGGGGACAUUGUCCCAAAAACUGUCACCAGGCUGGGGACACAAUCACAG
This is a messenger RNA of Zonotrichia leucophrys gambelii, 2024 nucleotides long. RefSeq names its product integrin alpha-5-like. The transcript has 11 exons. Lineage: Eukaryota; Metazoa; Chordata; Aves; Passeriformes; Passerellidae. Bases 1 to 1167 code for a protein of 388 amino acids. The record is from RefSeq and is a predicted model, not a curated record. Gene Ontology annotation, cellular component: integrin complex; external side of plasma membrane. Gene Ontology annotation, molecular function: integrin binding. Gene Ontology annotation, biological process: cell-matrix adhesion; angiogenesis; integrin-mediated signaling pathway.